Molecule: messenger RNA, 903 nt
Organism: Aureobasidium subglaciale EXF-2481
Lineage: Eukaryota; Fungi; Ascomycota; Dothideomycetes; Dothideales; Saccotheciaceae
Exons: 3
Coding region: 1-903 (300 amino acids)
Source: RefSeq, a predicted model, not a curated record
AUGAAAGUUUCCUCCCUUCUUACACUGGUCGCCUCUGUUGCGGGAGCUCUAGCAUAUCCAAACCCUGCUUAUUCGAUAUCCUUCCGGGAUCUCAUACGCCGUGCUGAAGGAGUGCCUUUUCACGAGGAUCCCAAGGCUACUACAUGGAAUCCCCCCCCUAACAUGGUGGCUGCACUCGAUUGGGUUUGGAAAAGGUCCCUUUUGGAAAGGUCCACUGGUCGCGACUUAACGAUGCUCGGUGCGCUAGUAAAGAACAACGGCAUCCUCAAUUACUGCGUUUCAUGGCCCACAGAUGAGCCUAUCACGUUCGAGCAGCGUUCGGAAAUUGUCACCGCCCUCCAGAGCUCAUGGCAACAGUGGAUUGACGUUCUUGUAGGCUUUGAGGGCUUUCCUCUUACCACAGUCGACGUAAACGUCAUGGAUUAUGCCGUGAAGGACAAAGCUCUGGUGCAAGGAGACACAACUGGUCUGACCAUCCACACGAUCGUCGACCCUUCAGACGGUCUACUUACUUGUGGUAUCGACUGCAAUCUAUUUGGUUAUUCCCCAGAGGAUUACGACGUCAGCAGAUGUUCCGAAGGCAAGACCGGUGGUUAUGACACAAAUUUCCGGCUUGAACAAAUUCUCGAUCAACCAAUAAAUGGCGCGGUGACCAAGGGACAAUCUGCAGGUCCGCUAUUCCACAGAUUUGAUCAGGAACACUUCUUUGACAACUUGCGAAACGAAUGGAUACUGUUGCACGAAUUGGGCCACGCACAAGGUCUAAGGGAUUUCUACGAAGAGCGUCCGGUGGGUCAAAUCAACUUCUUGAUGUACCCAGAUAGUGCGCAUCAUCUUACCGAGUUUGAUGCUUGGAUGUUGAGAGACUGGUAUAUGAAGCUCAAACAACGCGGUGAUUUCUAA